Messenger RNA from Nylanderia fulva, 2031 nucleotides. RefSeq lists its product as uncharacterized. NCBI's taxonomy places the organism in Eukaryota, Metazoa, Arthropoda, Insecta, Hymenoptera, Formicidae. Gene Ontology annotation, cellular component: cytoplasm. The record is from RefSeq and is a predicted model, not a curated record.
UUUGCGACAGCUAAGCUUGUUGAGCUUGUUCCAAUUCGUUCACGUGACGUGCGCAUUGGUGCAUCGCUAGUGUAUCUGCUGCAAUUUGCUACAUAUAUGUGUAUGUGUGCAAAAUCGCAUCUUUUUAUUUUGCAAUUGAAUUGCAGUGAAUAAUAUGUAUCAACAACACAUUCGUGAAUUUACACGAAAUAACAUAAUAAUUCUCUGAUUUACAUUCAUUUUGGAAAAAAUUGUAGCGUUUAAUCAAAAUAUAAACAAUUGGUUGUGGUUAUGAGAGCCAUUAUUGGUGAAAAAUAGCACAUGUAGCCAAGCUAAAUGAAAAAUGAUGAAAUUACAAACACAAAGGUAUUCUCCAAGUAUGAUUAUUUUGUGAUAAGGGUGAAAAUGCAGUGCUGUAUAUAAUAGAAAUUUAUCUUAGAAAGAUUCCUACAUUCCUAUUAUAUUAUAUGAGAUUAAAAUCAACAUUAGCAAUAUGAGAAAAUAUUAUCAGGCUGCUCUAGCUGUGAUAGCAGUAAUAAGUCUCGUAUCUCUGCUCAUCUAUAGACAUGAAUACAACAGAUUAAGAUACGUCUUAGAAGUUUUCAAUUACUUUGGCAAACCCGGGCCAAGGAGGGAUGCAAACUGCACGAGCUUCAAUCCAACAUCUACCACAUUUAAUGCAAAAUUCGAUGAACCGAUUCCUUCAUGGCAACGCCUGGAGGACGACUUGUACAUAUAUUCUGCAUACAGUAUUAAUAACAAAGAGAUACGAGCUAUCGGACUCGGGACUAUAAGCAGCGUUUCGAACAUGCAGUGUCUCGUCUUCUUCGAGAAUGAGAGUAAACCUAUAUUAGGAAGCUCCAAAUUUAUUGCCAUCGGUAACGCAGUUGCCACGAGUCUAGGAGAAAAUUCAAGAUACGGAGGGUAUCAUUUUAUUUGCACAUAUACCAGUAACGAGACUCCUACUGGAAUAACGUUUGUUACAAAGUCUAACAAGUAUCUCAAUUAUGCACCUAUCUUUCCUAUAAAAGUGCAGCCACGGAGCUUGAGUCACAGUAGAAUAGGAGUAUGUGUGAUGCAAUCAUCUAUGAAACCUAUGCAAUCAGCAGAUAUGAUAGGUUUCAUCAGCUUCCAUGCAUUGAUCGGAAUGGAUAAUUUUAUUGUAUAUGAUUCUGGAAUUUCGAAUGAAUUUAACAGCAAGUUGAAGGAAAUGGCUAAUGAUUUGACUUCCUUUUGGAAGUUUACAUAUACUGUUGUACCGUGGAAUUUUCCUUUCACAGAGAUUGAUCAAAAUGUCAUAAGAGAAAUCAUCGAAACAGAUUGUUUAUAUCGCACAUAUAACAAUGUCGCUUAUGUUGUUGUGCUCUCAUGGAACGAAUAUGUAGUUUUGAAGUAUCAUCAUGCAAUGAUUGAUCUGAUGGCAGAUUUCAAACAAACCAAACUGAUAGCCGACCGUUAUAAGCUAAAAACUACAACUUUUUGCACACAGCAAACUGACAAUAAAAAAUACGCCAAUUCUACAUUGAUAGUGUUAAAGAAGACAAAAUCCGAAAAAAAAGUAAACACUUUAGAAAAUCAUACUAUUUACAUACAUAAGCCACAUGUAACAUUACAAAAUUCACAUAUAUACACCAAAGAAAUAAGAAAAGAUUUGGUUGCUGUAAAUCAAUAUAAAUAUUGCGAUAGUUACAAAAGUAGUCGAGAAGUAGAAGACUUUACGAUUUUAAGAUUUGCCCAAGAUCUGCAAAAUUCAUCAAUUUUUAGGAAAUAUCUCGGACUUAAUAAUGUACUCGAUAUAGAUAUAAAGUGAUACAAAUUUCAACGACUGAUAUAUUAAUUUAGAUAAUAUGUGCACAAUCUUCAAUAAUGUUUGUCAUUUGCAUAUUACUUAACUCAUAUAUAUCAUAAUUAUGUAUAGUCUUUCAUAUUAGGUGCCUUAAUCGUUACAUCAUAGCUAUACAACUAGUCAUAGUCAUGGUCAGCUAUUUUAAUAUUUUGUACAUUUCUCAGACUUAAACUGUAAUAAAAUAUUCCUUAUAUUUGUUAUUUCAA